Molecule: messenger RNA, 3051 nt
Organism: Ictalurus furcatus (blue catfish)
Lineage: Eukaryota; Metazoa; Chordata; Actinopteri; Siluriformes; Ictaluridae
Gene: lrrc17
Product: leucine rich repeat containing 17
Exons: 4
Coding region: 982-2286 (434 amino acids)
Cellular component (GO): plasma membrane
Molecular function (GO): protein binding
Source: RefSeq, a predicted model, not a curated record
UAGAGGGCCAGGACUGCCGGGGGAGGGAGUGUAUUUUGUGUAUUUACUUUUAUAUCCACUGUAUCUAAGUCCCACUGACAGAUCUUUGGAGUUUAAUGGUUAACCAUUGUCAUCACACCUCCUUCACAGAUAUAUAAGGUCAAUAGCUUCUAUACAGCAAAGAAUCUGGAAAAUAGCAAAAAUGUAUCACAAGAUCAAAUUCCAGCUGGCACAGUUAGAGAUUCUUACAAGGAGGGUUUGGAAACAGACCACAAAUCCUGCUGAAGGGCAGCUGUUACUUUGCACACGAGGGAGAAGAGGGUGUCCAAUAUUGCUCUUAUUUUAGUCUAAUGCAUAAGAGACACAGAAGUCAAACACACAACAGACUUAAAAGUGCAGAAUCUGUCCAUAUUAAUUUAUGCCACACAUUAUUUGCAUUCAUAUCUGUAACAUUAAAAUAAACAGAUCACUUUGCACAGAAGCUAUAAGAUAGUACUCAGAGAUGACUUUUUUUUUUUUUUAAAUAUUGGAAUUAUACGUUAUUACUCAAAAAUAAAUGGUUUUAAGCUUUUUUUUUUUUUUUUUUUUAGAUAUGACUAGUCCAUCUGCAAACCCUUCUGUCCUUUAGGUCAUUAACUCAUUGACCCAAUGCAGAGGAAAUGGUGUUCUGGAGGCGGUCCUUUUAUAUCACUGUUGAGUAAAAGGUUUAGACUGCCUACACAGAGGAGCUGUGUUGUAAUUUAAAACCUGCUGAAGGCUGCAACUGCCCCAAGCCUUUCACUUACACACACAUACACACUGAGCAGCAGGCUUUGUUCUAGAAUCCGGCUCAACUCUGUGCUCAGAACAGCACACAGCACAGAGAAACCUACACGUUGGACUUACUAAGUGGAUGAAACAUCGACUGUGCUUCCCUGUGAUCAGGGACUGCAACUGCACCUGUUUACUUGGAUAGCAGUGAGGUCUCCAAAAGGACUGAGCUGACCAGGCAUAACUCUCACCAUGCGACUCUUCACUGGUUUGCUGCUGCUGGUCCUGGUGUUUAUAGUGGCUGAGGCACGGAGGGGAAAGAGACUAGGACAAGAUAAAUCGCGGGGCAGAAGCAAGUCAAACUCUGUUAAGCGCUUUGCAGGCAGCUGCAAAGAGUACAUAGAGAAUGGUGAUAAGUUUCUUGACUGCCAGGACUGCCAUUUGACUGCUGUCCUGCUUGAUUGGCCAGAGGAUAUUGACCACCUUUUGCUGGCACAGAACAGGUUAAAAGUGCUGCAAGACAACACCUUCAGUCAUUUUCGAAACCUAGUGAGUUUGGAUUUGCAGCUGAAUGAGAUUUCACUAAUCAUGGAAGGUGCUUUUAGUGGCUUAAGCAAGCUCACCACCUUACUGCUACAACACAACCGCCUUCAAGUGGUUUCUGAAGCCAUGUUCAUCCCCAUGCCUCGACUUAGAUACCUGCGCCUUCAUGACAAUCCAUGGACAUGCAACUGCCAGCUGGACAGCCUGGUCUACUUCCUGCAGGUGCCAAGCAACCGUUACAUGGGUAACUUUGCAAAAUGUGCAGAGCCCACAAGGUUUUGGGGGCAGCAGCUGAAGACGCUGGAUCCUAAGUUGCUGUGCAUGCCACCCAUGCAGUCACAAGUUCAUCUACCUAGACUGCAUUCUGAUACAGCGUUGCUGUGCCACAUUCGUGAUUUUCCCAAACCGCUGCUUGACUGCAGGAGCAGAGGGCUGAAUGCUGUACCACCUGAUAUCCCAGAAAACACUGUGAAAAUGGACCUUGCUUUUAACAACAUAACACAGUUAAGGCCUAAAGAGUUUGUAACCAUCAAAGACUUAAAGCUGUUGAACCUCAGCUGCAACAGUCUGGAGCGCAUUGACACAGCUGCAUUUUCUGGCCUUUUGCACCUAAGAGAGCUGGACCUAUCUAACAACAGCCUGCACUACUUUAAUUAUGGUGUCCUGGAGGACCUUUACUACCUAAGGACACUGUCUCUAGGUGGCAACCCCUGGAUUUGUGAUUAUAAUAUCCACUACCUGAUCUACUGGCUGAAGCACCACCCAGCCGUGGAACACACCGGCCUGGUGUGCAGUGAGCCGGCGGAGUUCCACGGUUGGCCCGUCGAAAGUUAUGUGAAGACCUACAAUGCUGAGUGUCCCAAAGACAAGCAGGUGGACCUGCACGGAGGAACUGGUCCCACAGACACCACAUCACAAGAGCUUAAUGCAGAGACAGUGGAGAAUCCAGACCUGCUGCCCAGCCCACUCCGAAAAAAGGGACCCAAUAAGUUUGAGAUUUAUCGUCUGAGUUAAAAUUAUGGAUUUUUCCUGAUGAACUGCAAUGUUUUCCUAUAGAAUCAUUCUGAUUCAUUCUGCACUUGAUCAGGGAAAAAAAUAGAGAUCGACCGAUAUUGAUUUGUUUUUUUAUAACCCGAUACCGAUUAUUUGUAUGUUUAUGUGCACAAUAACCGAUAUGCAGAACUGAUAUUUAUUUAUUAUUUUACUUCUGUUUUUGACACAAUGAUAACACCACCACUGAACUGAACAUGAACUUAUUUAUAACAAUUUUGUCAAUUUCACUUCCUCCUUGCAUACAAAACAAUACAAAACUCUUAUUUAUACACCAAUAACUAGAGGGGUCUGAAAUAGUGUAAAAAGAUUAUGUGACUCUGUGAAUUUGUCUCUAUUUUUAGCACCAACCUGCUUAGACUACAUAUCAAGCAUUUAUGUAACACAUCUAAUUUGUAUAUUAAUGGCGCUUAUGGUCGUCCUGUGCGCAAUUCUCAAAAUACCAUUUAUCAGUGGAUCAGAUAUUUCAAACCUGAUAACCGAUUAUGGAAAAAUGCAUAAAUAUCGGGAAAAAUAUACAUAAAACCGAUUAUCGGUCGAUCUCCAGAAAAAAAAAACCUUUUAGAUCCUCUUUAUUGUAGUAAAAGAAAUGUCUUUUUAUCUUUGUAUUUUUUCCAACUUGUAAAAAAAAAAAAAAAAGAAUCAUAAUGUAUUUUUUCUACUUCUGGAUUUCUGAUAAUAAAAUAGGAUUUUAUUUCUAUUGCGAUAAUGUGCACAAAAUGCAAUUCA